Messenger RNA from Seriola aureovittata, 3703 nucleotides. Its product is annotated as cyclin-O. Gene Ontology annotation, biological process: mitotic cell cycle phase transition; regulation of cyclin-dependent protein serine/threonine kinase activity. Lineage: Eukaryota; Metazoa; Chordata; Actinopteri; Carangiformes; Carangidae. Gene Ontology annotation, cellular component: cytoplasm; nucleus; cyclin-dependent protein kinase holoenzyme complex. The record is from RefSeq and is a predicted model, not a curated record. Gene Ontology annotation, molecular function: cyclin-dependent protein serine/threonine kinase regulator activity. The transcript is spliced from 3 exons. The coding region runs from base 2095 to 3264 and encodes 389 amino acids.
UUAAUAUUCACAAAGAAGGAACUUGGUAAAAACCCAGAUUCACUGGACAGUCACUAAACAUAUCCAUUCAGACUAUGUGUUUGUGAUAUAAAGCUUCCUCUUUUAUUUGAACAUUUUCUUUGCAGGAAAAUACAGCUGCACAUACUGGCAGUGGAAAGGGUCCGUGCAUGAAGUUUAAUUCUUCGGCAGUUGUUCACGUUGUAUAAUGAAAAAUGAAAAUUGAGCAAGGAAGUCAAGAGCCGGAAACAGAGACAGCUCGUCUUCAAAGUAAAGGCUGCAGCGGUCAAUUUAACGAGAGCUAAGCUAAAUAAAUAAACAUACUGUGUAAAUAAUUAACAUAAUUCAUAACUAUUAUCGUGUUUUCUGCUAGCCCACAACUGAUCAGGAAUACAUUUCCAAUCAACACUGAAUUUUUAGGGGGAGUGGCGCUGGAGCGAGGGGGAGGACCAACAGCACUGGAUGAGGGGCCAGGCUGUUCAUUGUCUGGGGGAAAAGGAGGAGGAGAAGGCAGACCCCUGCUGGAGGGCCCAGGCUGCCCCUUCGGGGCAUUUAAGUUUAAGGGCUGUCCAUGUCCCACCUGUACCAAGGACAGACCCUUUGCUGAAAGGAGAGUCUGGCCAUCACCUGAACACACAUACAAACACAGACUGUUUUAGUAUUUUCAGCUUUCAUUAAAAGAUAAAUCACAGUACAGAUUACAACACACCAACACAGCUUUAUGACAAACUGAGUGCUCAAUUCAAUUCAAAGAGCUGGAUGUUGAUGGCCUGAGCCAUCAACCUCAGGCUGGCCAGGACUGCCUCUCUAAUGGCCACAUAGUCCUUGAGGAUGAGGGACCACCAAGUCCUCAUGGUCCCUCUGGACACGUGGCCAAUGGGUGAAGACGGCAGAGCUGGUUGCAAACGGCCUCCACCAGGCGACUGGCACUGGGCCAGUUUGCAGGGCCCAAGUUCAGUCCAAGAGUACAGCUGAAAGAUAAUCAUAGAGAGGAGUGUGUGUUAAUAUAGAUCUGAUACUCAUUAGAGGAAACGAUGAUAUCUGAAGUGAAUCUCACCUCUGGAGACUCUCCUUCCACUCCUCCUGGGAAAUCCUCUGGAUCACUGUGGUGUCAGUCAAGCCAAACAUCCUGUGCUUCCCCUCCAGUUGGGACCACUAUGCCUCAAUGAGAUGGCAGAUACUUCCGGGGUCCACCUCAAAGAUGCACCCUUAUCAAUCCAACCGCAAAUUCUGCAAGGCCCUCAGAGCCCUCAGAGCAGGUGAGCACCUGGCCCGUACACGAUACCACCAUUGUUAACCUAGGCAGCCGUGUCAGAAGCAGCAUCAGCAGCCUUCUUUGUCACCUGGACAGAGAGACAGAGACAGAGAAACGUUUCAAACUUUAAUGUUUGUGUGUGAAUUUAAUACACACACGGCUGUGGUGUAAAAGCAGCUGUCAGAACAUAAUAAACUCUGAUAAACUUUCUUGCCUUCUUCAGGCUGGAGCAGUUAAGAGUGCAGGGCAAUGUAUGCACAGUUUUAGCUGAAUGUCAGAAAAUAAAUGCUGCACUCUGGAGCACAGGAAUGAGAAGUGUGAAUUCUUCAAAAAGGGCUGGGUUCUCCUAUAAAUGCACAAUCCAUAAUUAAAAUAUAGUGUUGCAUCUUGCAUCUGGUGCAGAAAUAUAACUUAUUAUUAUUUAAUAUUAAAGUCAUUAUAGAAGUCAGUCAAGUUAAAGAUGAAAAUGUAAUUCAAUAACAAUGUAAUUUGUCACGCAUGUAGGCUAUGUGUUCUAGCAUUACACGGGACUUGACUUUAUGAAUAUAAGAGUAGUUACACUUGAGUGAUUAUAUUUCUACAAAUGAAAGAAAUCGUACACAGGUCAAAUCCCAUCAUAUUAUUAAGGGAUUGUUUAGCCUCGGUCGCCCGGGGCGACGGGAGAAAGGCGUGCUGCAAGAGCGGGGAAGACCCCGGGAAAACUGACGUCAGCUGACGGAACUCCCCUCACCAUCCCACAUCCAGCCCCCAGGAGACUGCUGCUGUGUGACCUGGCCUCAGUCACACACAGCCAGUAGAAGGGCAGCCGAUGCGCAAACAGGCUUCGGUGAAAGAUAGUGGAGAUGGUGUCAUCUGGUGACAGCGGAUUCAAGACUGUUUACAAACGGAGACGGAUGCACGGCGCGUCUCCUCCUCCAGACGCGCUCACACCGGUUAGACAGCGGCAGACAGCCAGGCACAGAAAACAGAAACUCAUGUCCAAACUGAGUGACUCAGGUUUCGAGGAAGAUUUGGGAUCCUCCCCGAUUUCACCUCCGGCUCGGACAAAUGUGUCCCCGCUCCGUUUAGAUGAAGCGGAGCCUCCUGCAGAGCAGCUGUCCAGCUGGUACCUCCAGUACGGAGACAUCGGUUACAGUAUCCAGAGGGAGAGGGAGGCGCAGUUUCAUCCCUGCAACAGCUUGGCACGCCAGCCACAACUGAAUGAAGAGGCACGGUGCAAGCUUGUGAGCUGGCUCAUCCCUGUACAUAAACAUUUCCGUCUGUCCUUUGAGUGCUGCUGCCUAGCAGUGAACAUCAUGGACAGGUUCUUGGCAUCGACUGCGGUGGCUGCUGACUGCUUCCAGCUACUGGGUGUUACUGCACUUCUUCUCGCCAGUAAACAGGUGGAGGUUUGCUCACCACGGAUCAGCCAUCUCUUGUCACUGUGCUGUGAUGCCUUCAGUAAAGAGCAGCUCUGCAACCUGGAGUGUCUCAUCCUCCUCCGUCUCGAUUUCCAGCUCGCUGCACCCACCCUGGCCUUUUUCCUGGACUAUUACAUCAACUGCAUUGAGGCUGCGCAGCUUGUGACUGAGGACGCAGGUGGUGACAGGUUUGCAAGAAUGAAUCUAGACACAAAAAGACCCAGACAGUGCAGCAACCUUGCACGAAAGAUAUGCGAGUUGAGUUUAGCAGACUAUGCAUUUAACAAAUACCCACCAUCUCUGACUGCUAGCUGUGCACUGAGGCUAGCCAGUGAGUUACUGAAAACUGAACAAGGGCUUGUUGAUGCAACCACCCAGUCACAGGAAGACCGGUGGGACAGUUUUGUGGAUGCAUUAUGUACCGAAGCAGCUUCUGUCCAACCACCUGAGAGCUCUGAGGUUUCUGAAAACCACUCUCUAAAAGUGAAGGGCCACUUCCAGCCUGUAGGGCAGGAGAGCUACAACCACAACCUGGCCCGGGAGUGCAAGGACAACCUGAAGCUGUUGGUGUCAUUAAACCAGGAGAUAUUGGAGCUGAUGUCCACUAUGUGACUGCAGCGUGCCACAACUAGCAAAAUGCCAAAUUCCCCUCCACUGUUGGGGUUUAUAUUCUAGGGGUUAUUUUAACAAACAGAAGAAACACAGAAGUGAGAAUAAAGUGCCCCAUUUAUAUGUUUUAAUGUGAAGGUGAUGUUCAGAAGUAGGUCUGGGGUUCAUCCAGUCCUGUGCACUAAACUUCAUGUACUGUAUAUCUCACAGACAAUCACUCAUACUUGAUACCAGCCAUUGAAUGUUUAACAAUGUGUUAUUAUUAUUAUUUUAUAUUUAUUGAUAAUAAGUUUUUGUUAUAGCUAUUUUUUUUAUUACUUAAUUAAUUCUAAAUCAAAAUCUUAAUUUACUAUAUAUGCACUGACCUGCUGCAAGUUUAUAAGUUAUGUUACUGUUGCAACCUGUUAAUGAAGGACCUGAAAAUUGUACUGUGAUGAAUUGA